Molecule: messenger RNA, 717 nt
Organism: Zingiber officinale
Lineage: Eukaryota; Viridiplantae; Streptophyta; Magnoliopsida; Zingiberales; Zingiberaceae
Product: cysteine proteinase inhibitor A-like
Exons: 3
Coding region: 62-457 (131 amino acids)
Molecular function (GO): cysteine-type endopeptidase inhibitor activity
Source: RefSeq, a predicted model, not a curated record
UCGUUUCCGCUAUUUUAUCUUGACGGGUUUCGCUGCUCCUCUUCCGGUCGAGGUUUCCGCCAUGGCUUCCCUGCCGAAUCGCCGAUUUCCUCUUCCUCUGAUAUCUCUCCUAGUUUUGUUCUUCUCACUGCGAGGCGCUUCUUCGAUGCGUAUGAUGGGAGGCAUCCAUGACUGCGAAGGAUUCCGGAACAGCGCCGAGAUCCUGGGGUUUGCUCGUUUUGCCGUGGAGGAGUACAACAAGAAGCAGAAUGCUCUUCUCAAGUUUACACAGUUAUUGAAGGCUAAAGAGCAAGUUGUAGCUGGUAAAAUGUACUACCUGACUCUGGAGGCUAAUGAUUGUGGAUCCAAAAAACAAUAUGAGGCUAAAGUCUGGGUCAAGCCUUGGAUGAACUUCAUGGAGCUUGAGGAUUUUAAGCCACUGGCUGAUAGCCCUAGUACCUCCUCACAAGGUGAAUGAUGAUUUAGUUUGCUAAAUUUCAAUCCCCACAAGAGAACUUCAUGGCGUGCACAGAUGUGUGGUUUUGUUGCUUCCUUCCGCAGUAUAUUUAUCGAAGUUCUGUAUAUAUGUGGUAUGAUAUUGUUAUAGCUUGUACAAGCUACAGAGUGAUGAGUGCGAAGAACGAACAAAAGUAGUUCUAAUUGAAACAAAUAGUGGCAUGUAUUUGCCGAUGUUAUUUUAAUAUUGUUGGUUUGCCCCCCAUGCAUUGUCUUGCUUCA